CAAUCAAAUCCUUUUCUCUUGUCCUUUCUUCCAUUUUCUCUCACUUUCCCGCAGACCAAGCACUUCCUGCCAUGUUUACUGAAACUCAGAAAGGAUAAGGGAAAUCCAGCUCUAAGAUAUGAGCUGCUCAUUGAGCUUCCAGUUCCCCAAAGGUCUGCCUUCUCUCCAUCAAUCUCAUCGGGGAAUUCCUUCACUCACAGCCCAAAAUCAAAAAAAUCAACAAAAACAAAUCCACAAUUCCAUACCAAACAAGGCACCGGCGGCCAUUGCCGGAAAGCUCGCCCGCUACUUUAACCCGAAGAACUCUUGUUUGGCAGUCCAAGUUGGAGCACUUCUGAGCACUAUUGUGGAACCAGCGUAUGGUGUCACCGGAGUGAACAAUGAAGAAGAUUUCACUUGGGUUCUGAUACAAUUAGGCAUCUCGGCCUUCUUGUACUUCCUUGUCAUGCCACCCAUCAUCAUGAACUGGCUUAGGAUCAGAUGGUACAGGAGGAAUCUCUUGGAGAUGUAUCUGCAGUUCAUGUUCGUGUUCAUGUUCUUUCCUGGAGUAUUGCUUUGGGCACCAUUUCUGAACUUCAGGAAAUUCCCAAGGGAUCCUUCAAUGAAGUACCCCUGGUCUACCCCGCAAGAUCCCAACAGUGUCCCAAACGCAUUCCUCAAGUAUCCCUGGGCCACGCCUGAAGACUAUGAAUAACAAACGCCUACCUCACAUUAAUUUCAUCACCAUACCAACUGCACCCAUCUUGCAUAUGUAAUUCAAACAGUUCGGAAAUUUAUUCUCACAUCAGUGUUUGAAAUAUAAAUAUGACACGAAAGAUGCUAUAUCUCAUCAAAAAUCCCUUCGGAUGAUGUAACAUAACUACGGUCAAAAGGCAAUGGAAGUGGUAGAGAUAAAAACAACUAAAGAGAUCUGCAUUGAUCCUU
Diospyros lotus (date-plum) is the source of this 924-nucleotide messenger RNA. RefSeq names its product NAD(P)H-quinone oxidoreductase subunit L, chloroplastic. The coding region runs from base 119 to 694 and encodes 191 amino acids. NCBI's taxonomy places the organism in Eukaryota, Viridiplantae, Streptophyta, Magnoliopsida, Ericales, Ebenaceae. The transcript is spliced from 5 exons. Gene Ontology annotation, molecular function: oxidoreductase activity, acting on NAD(P)H, quinone or similar compound as acceptor. The record is from RefSeq and is a predicted model, not a curated record.